GGUUUCUCCGGUCACUCCUGCCAGGGGAGAAGACAUGUAAACGCGCCUUCAGAGGAGGGGCUGGGGGAGCUGAGAGUGGCGGGGGCGGCGGAAGGUGAGCUGGGGAAGGUGGCCGAGCGCCCCUUCUGCUGGGGCCCUUCCCAGCGCUUCCUUGGGGUGUCAGCCCCAGCCCUGUUUGCCCCCAUUCUACCUCCCUUUUCGAAGGGAUUGCCUUUUUUUUUCCUCUGCGGCGGCGGAAAUGACAGUGUGGUGCUGCCGUGGUGUCAUGGUGCUGCCCCUGGACUGAGGAGCGAAAACUCUUAAGUUUAGCUCGGGAGACCUAGCCGCGGUAGCAUCACGGCGGCCGUGUUGUCCCCUGCGGGGCGCGCGGGCUGGCGGAUCCUGGCUGCCGCGCGGCGGCGGCGACGGGAGCGGGAGCGGCGGCGAAGGCAGGCGGCGGCCUAGAGUGCUGGUGGCGGCGGCGACGGCGGCCCGGGAGCUCGCGCUGGAACCCGAGCCAGCUCGCUGCGGAGGCAGGCGAGCGCCCAGCGCCCUGGGGCGCGCGGAGGAAAUGGCUGGCACCUGGAAAUGCUAUGGGUGAAAGCCCAGCCUCUGUGGUUCUUAAUGCCCCAGCAGAAUUAUUUUCACUAAAGAUGGAAACACUGGAGUCUGAAUUGACCUGUCCAAUCUGCCUAGAGUUGUUUGAAGAUCCCCUUCUCCUCCCUUGUGCUCAUAGCCUCUGCUUCAGCUGUGCCCAUCGCAUCUUGGUCUCAAGCUGCAGCUCUGGUGAAUCCAUUGAACCCAUUACUGCUUUCCAGUGUCCUACCUGCAGGUAUGUUAUCUCACUGAACCACCGGGGCCUGGAAGGACUCAAAAGGAAUGUAACCCUACAGAACAUUAUCGAUCGCUUCCAGAAGGCUUCAGUAAGUGGGCCCAAUUCCCCAAGUGAGAGCCGCCGGGAGAGGACUUAUAGGCCCAGCACCGCCAUGUCUAGUGAGCGAAUUGCUUGCCAAUUCUGUGAGCAGGACCCGCCAAGGGAUGCAGUGAAAACAUGCAUCACCUGUGAGGUCUCCUACUGUGACCGUUGCCUGCGGGCCACACACCCCAACAAGAAACCUUUCACCAGCCACCGCCUGGUAGAACCAGUGCCAGAUACACAUCUUCGAGGGAUCACCUGCCUGGACCAUGAGAAUGAGAAAGUGAACAUGUACUGUGUUUCUGAUGACCAAUUGAUCUGUGCCUUAUGCAAACUGGUGGGUCGUCACCGAGAUCAUCAGGUUGCAUCUCUGAAUGAUCGAUUUGAGAAACUCAAGCAAACUCUGGAGAUGAACCUCACCAACCUGGUUAAGCGCAACAGUGAACUAGAAAAUCAAAUGGCCAAACUAAUACAGAUCUGCCAGCAGGUUGAGGUAAAUACUGCUAUGCAUGAAGCAAAACUUAUGGAAGAAUGUGACGAGUUGGUAGAGAUCAUCCAGCAGAGGAAGCAAAUGAUUGCUGUCAAAAUCAAAGAGACAAAGGUUAUGAAACUGAGAAAGUUGGCACAGCAGGUUGCUAAUUGCCGCCAGUGUCUUGAACGGUCAACAGUCCUGAUCAACCAAGCUGAGCAUAUCCUGAAAGAAAAUGACCAGGCACGGUUUCUACAGUCUGCCAGAAAUAUUGCUGAGAGGGUCGCUAUGGCAACUGCAUCUUCUCAAGUUCUGAUUCCAGACAUCAAUUUUAAUGAUGCCUUUGAAAACUUUGCUUUAGAUUUUUCCAGAGAAAAGAAACUGCUGGAGGGGCUAGAUUAUUUAACAGCCCCAAACCCACCAUCUAUCCGAGAGGAACUCUGUACUGCCUCCCAUGACACCAUUACAGUCCACUGGAUCUCGGAUGAUGAGUUCAGCAUCAGCUCCUAUGAGCUUCAGUACACCAUAUUCACUGGCCAGGCUAACUUCAUCAGUAAGUCAUGGUGUAGUUGGGGCCUGUGGCCAGAGAUAAGGAAAUGUAAGGAAGCAGUAAGCUGCUCAAGAUUGGCCGGGGCGCCACGAGGCCUGUAUAAUUCCGUGGAUAGCUGGAUGAUUGUGCCUAACAUUAAACAGAACCAUUACACAGUGCACGGACUCCAGAGUGGGACGCGCUACAUCUUCAUUGUUAAAGCCAUAAACCAAGCAGGCAGCCGGAACAGUGAACCCACCCGACUAAAAACAAACAGCCAACCCUUUAAGUUGGAUCCCAAAAUGACUCAUAAGAAGUUGAAGAUCUCCAAUGAUGGAUUGCAGAUGGAGAAGGAUGAAAGCUCUCUGAAGAAGAGCCAUACUCCAGAGAGGUUUAGUGGCACAGGGUGCUAUGGGGCAGCAGGAAAUAUAUUCAUUGACAGUGGCUGCCACUAUUGGGAGGUGGUCAUGGGUUCCUCAACAUGGUAUGCAAUUGGUAUUGCCUACAAAUCAGCUCCAAAGAAUGAAUGGAUUGGCAAGAAUGCCUCCUCAUGGGUCUUCUCUCGCUGUAAUAGUAACUUUGUGGUGAGACAUAACAACAAGGAAAUGCUGGUGGAUGUGCCUCCGCAGUUGAAGCGUCUGGGUGUCCUCCUGGAUUAUGACAACAACAUGCUGUCUUUCUAUGACCCAGCUAAUUCUCUCCAUCUUCAUACUUUUGAUGUGACCUUCAUUCUUCCAGUUUGUCCAACAUUCACAAUCUGGAACAAAUCCCUAAUGAUCCUGUCUGGUUUGCCUGCCCCAGAUUUUAUUGAUUACCCCGAGCGGCAGGAAUGCAACUGCAGGCCUCAAGAAUCCCCCUAUGUUUCUGGGUUGAAAGCUUGUCAUUAAGUUUCAAGAGAGCAUGUAAUUCACUGACUCUCCAGUUCAGCAGUUUUUCCCCUCCUAAACCUAAGUUAGCAUUCAAUAUAUGAGAUACAAAAUAAAGUUCGUUUGAAGCAUCCCAAAUAACUAGAUAUUGUAGAUUUAAUUUUUGUGCAUCAAAGCUUGUAUUUGAAUU
Molecule: messenger RNA, 2949 nt
Organism: Carlito syrichta (Philippine tarsier)
Lineage: Eukaryota; Metazoa; Chordata; Mammalia; Primates; Tarsiidae
Gene: MID2
Product: midline 2
Exons: 10
Coding region: 573-2780 (735 amino acids)
Molecular function (GO): zinc ion binding; protein binding
Source: RefSeq, a predicted model, not a curated record